GCUUCCUGCGCUAUCGGCAGUCCGCGCUGAGAUGUGUCCCGCGGCGCUGCUGUGUCUGUGUCUGUGUCUGUGCCUGGGAGGCGUGGCGGCGCGGGACGACGGGACCUGCUCGUCGCGGGAGACGUGCGGGGAGUGUCUGCGCCACGCAGCCUGCGCCUGGUGCGGCGACCCGGCGCUGGGGGAGUCGGCGGCCAGCGCGCCGGUGCGGUGUCGCGCGCGGGACUCGGCCCCCGCGGCCUGGUGCCCCGCCCACCUGGUGGACGUGGCGCCGCGCUACGGCGUGCUGCAGAACCACAGCCUCAGCGACUCCAACGAGCUGGGCCAGGUGGUUCAGCUGGCGCCGCAGAGAGUGCGCCUGCGCCUGCGCGUGGGCGAGCCGCACGAGCUGAAGCUGCGCUACAGGCACGCCAAGGACUACCCCGUGGACCUGUACUACCUGAUGGACCUGUCGGCCUCCAUGAAGGACGACAAGGAGAGCCUGUCCAGCCUGGGCGACAAACUGGCCGCCGCCAUGCAGAGCAUCACCACCAACUUCCGGCUGGGCUUCGGCAGCUUCGUGGACAAGGUGGCCAUGCCGUUCACCAGCACGGUGCCCGAGAAGUUAAUAAAUCCUUGCGCCACGUAUUGCGCGCCGCCAUUCGGCUUCCGGAACAACAUGCCGUUAACAACGGAUACGAAACGGUUUAAGACGGAGGUGAACAAGGCGGAGGUGUCGGGCAACAUCGACGCCCCGGAGGGCGGCCUGGACGCGCUCAUGCAGGCCGUGGUGUGCCGGCAGAUAGGCUGGCGCCUGCAGGCCCGCCGCAUGGUCAUCUUCUCCUCGGACGCCACGUCGCACGUCGCCGGGGACGGCCGGCUGGCGGGGAUCGUGGCGCCCAACGACGGCCUGUGUCACCUGGACGAGCACGGCGCCUACACGGCGUCCCUGGACACCGACUACCCGUCGAUACCCCAGAUCAACCAGAAGGCGCGGGAGAACAACACCAACGUCAUAUUCGCCGUGACGAAAGGCCUGGUGCCGCUGUACAGGGCCCUGGCGGAGAACAUAUACGGGGCGUCGGUGCGGGAGUUGAACAAGGACUCCAGCAACGUGGUGGACCUCGUAGUCGAGGAGUACAAGAAGCUGUCGGACAACGUGAAGCUGCUAGACGACCGCAACGAGUUCCUGGAGGUGCGCUACUUCUCCAAGUGCCUCAACUCCAGCCAGCAGGAGGAGACGUCAGAGUGCGGGGGUCUGAAACGGGGCAUCGAAGUUGCCUUCACGGUGAACAUCACGGCCACAAGCUGCCCCAGGAACGCCGGCGUGAUAGAGAAGCAGUUUCUGCACAUAAGCCCCGUCGGCAUCAACGAGAAGGUCACCGUGGAGCUGGAGAUAGUGUGCGGCUGCGACUGCAGCAAGGGAAACAUGAACGAGGCCAACUCCUCGGAGUGCAGCCGGCACGGGGACCUGGAGUGCGGGCUGUGCCGCUGCCACCGCGGCUACCUGGGGGACCGCUGCCGCUGCAAGAGCGACAGCAACUCGCCCGCCAUGGAGGAGACGGCCGGCUGCAAGGACGACCGCAACGAGACGUGCUCCGGCCACGGCACCUGCGUCUGCAACUCCUGCCAGUGCGCCGCGCGCCCCGACAAGAAGGAGAGGUACUACGGCCGGCUGUGCGAGUGCGACAACUUCUCGUGCAAGCGGCACGAGGGCCGCGUGUGCGCCGACCACGGCGAGUGCAGCUGCGGCAAGUGCACGUGCCAGCCCGGCUGGACGGGCGAGGCGUGCCAGUGCGCCGACACGGCGGAGGGCUGUCGGCGGCCCGGGGAGGCCGCCGUGUGCAGCGGCCGCGGCUCCUGCGAGUGCGGCCAGUGCGUGUGCGCGCGCACCCAAGAAGGACACCACUACUCGGGCCAGUACUGCGAGGAGUGCCCGUCUUGUCCCGGUGCGCUGUGCAAAGACUUCGAGGUUUGCGCUCAGUGCAAGCUGAAUGACACAAAGAUGCUGAAGCAAGUGGAGAUGUGCAGCAAGUGCGGCUACAUAACUGUCGUGGACAACAUACGAGCCAAAGACGAGGACGACUACGACAGCUACGACAGCAACCAGGACAAGAUCUGCCCGAUAGCCGACGCCCAAGGCUGCACGCUCUACUUCCGCUACCGGUUCAUGGACGGCGCGCACCGGAUAUGGGUGCAGAAGGAGAGAGAGUGUGGACCGAACAUACUAGGUGUAAUUUUCGGAGUGAUCGGGGCUACAGUUUUCCUGGGACUUCUGAUUAUCUUGAUAUGGAAGAUACUUACCACGAUUCAUGACAAAAGAGAAUACGCCAGAUUUGAGAAGGAACGUGAACUCUCAAAGUGGCAUAGGGAUGGGAAUCCUCUGUACCAAACUCCAACGUCAACUUUUAAUAAUCCGACAUUUAAAAAAUCAUGAAGACAUCAAUGAAGAGAUGGGUAUCAAGUGACAAUAAUACAGAAAAAAAUCUCACUAUAUCUUAUACCAAAUCUAUUGCCUGUGAUACAUUUUUUUGCAAAGAGGAUUUUGAAUACAUAUUAUUAAUAUUAAAAUAUACUAUAGAGUAACAUUUUCAAGUGUAAAUAUUGCUUUUUUAUCAACACAUGAUUUAAAGAAAUGUUAAAAAUAUCAUUGAAAAAAAAAAGAACAAGAUUGUUAUAAUUAAUCCAGUCAUUCCCCCCUUCCCCUAUUCAAAAAGUGAUUGCACGGUGUCUGACUUGUGUUCAGCCGCUGUCUAACUUGUUUUCAGCCACUGUCUAACUUAUGUUCAGCCAAUUCCUCGAGAUAAAAUUUUAAACGGCACUGACUACAGUAAAUAAAAAAGGAGAGGGGGAUAAACAUAUCUUAAAAUAUGAAAAUUGUUUCAAUUUUGUAGAUGUAUUUUUUAAUAAAAAGCUGUUAUAAAACUAUAGAGUCCUACCAUAACUAAACUUCAAGAUAAACCUUUUUUUAUUUUCAUUCUUUGCGUUCACAGUAUAAACGAUAGAUAAGUGAACUAUAAUUUAUGUAGGCGAGAGUAAUUUAUUAGAGGUGAAGAAAUGUUUUAACAUUGUAGUAACAUUACUAAAGAUAACAAAAAAGAUAUAUUUCCAAAAAUUGCAUUGUUAAAAUCUCAUAGUAAUUAACCCUCUCCAGCAUGUAACUAAUUAUAAGACGUAAUGUAUCACGAACAUCGACUUCAACUACUGUCUCAAGCUUUGUCCUUUGGUUUGUCGAGCCAUAAAAUGGAAUAAUAAAUCUGCAAACUGUGGCUAGUGUUUAAAAAGUUCAAAAUAUUUAGUUUUAUCACUAUCAAUUACUAUAUUUAAAAGAAAAAAAUGAGCAUUGUAAGUAUAAUUUUCAUAUUUUUUAGCUGAAGUUUUGUUGUUCAUUAAUAUUUUAUGUAUACUUUAUGUGCCUUAAUACUAAUUAUUAUAUAUUUUACUAUAAGAAAAUUGUGUGUUAUCAAUCAGAAUAUUGUUUAUCUUGUAAAUAAUUAGUAUCGCUAGAAAGUAUAUUUUAUAUGAAAAAGUAUUAUUAAGUAUAAAAUUUAUGGAAGAUAAUAAUUUGUUAUUUAGUGAGAUUAUGGAAAUAACUAGAUCAACUAUUAUUUCAUGACGCAUUUAAUUAUAGUGUUUUACAUUAAUUUAUUAUUUGUUUGAACGAUUGAUGAUCAGACACACCCAAUAAGGCGGCGCUCAGAUAGCGUAGAACAUUAGUUUCUCUAGCUGUUGGAAUUCAUGUGGCUGGCUCGGAAAAGACCGCCAAUGAAUGAAGGAAUAUUUCUCGAGUACGUACAGGAAUAAGGAAGCUAAACAGCUGGAAAAAUACGCUGUGAGGUAUGAGGGUAUAUACGGUGAUGUUCUUUUAUACAGUAUCAACAUUACAAAACUAUACAAAGUUAUUAUGUAGUAUUGUGUGUAAAUAUUUUAAGUAGGCAAUUAUAAUAAAUAUUUUUUUGCUAAUUGCUUUACUAAAAAUAAAAUGUACUGUCUCAA
Molecule: messenger RNA, 3972 nt
Organism: Bacillus rossius redtenbacheri
Lineage: Eukaryota; Metazoa; Arthropoda; Insecta; Phasmatodea; Bacillidae
Product: integrin beta-PS-like
Exons: 15
Coding region: 32-2413 (793 amino acids)
Biological process (GO): cell migration; cell adhesion mediated by integrin; integrin-mediated signaling pathway
Cellular component (GO): focal adhesion; cell surface; integrin complex
Molecular function (GO): integrin binding
Source: RefSeq, a predicted model, not a curated record